Messenger RNA from Misgurnus anguillicaudatus (oriental weatherfish), 931 nucleotides. Lineage: Eukaryota; Metazoa; Chordata; Actinopteri; Cypriniformes; Cobitidae. The record is from RefSeq and is a predicted model, not a curated record.
CAUAAACACUAAAUGAUGACAGGAAGAGUAACAAAUUCAACUCACUGUAGAUUUGAUCUGUGUGUGAACAAACUGUGUGUCUCUGUUCUCUACAGGUUGGAGCAGUGUAAUAUCACAGAUAAAGGUUGUGUUGCUCUGUGUUCAGCUCUGAGAUCAAACCCAUCACACCUGACACAUCUGGAUCUGUCUAAAAAUAAUCUAAGAGAUUCAGGAGUGAAGCUGAUCUCUGAUGUACUGAAGAAUCCUGACUGUAAACUGGAGAUACUAAAGUUGGAGCGGUGUAAUAUCACAGAUAAAAGUUGUGUUGCUCUGAAUUCAGCUCUGAGAUCAAACCCAUCAUCACACCUAAGAGAUCUGUAUCUGUUUGAGAAUAAACUCACAGAUUCAGGAGUGAAGCUGAUCUCUGAUCUAAAAGAUGAUCCACAUUAUAAACUACAGAUAGUACGUUGGUGAUAAAGAUGUAAAGAUGUCUGAUCUUCAGUAUGAAUAUGAUGGUGAAUAAGAAGACACAAUAGUGACAUCACAGACACUUCCUCUUACCCGUAUGAGUUGAUUAUUCAGUACUGGAUUUGUAUAUGUAUAAAUGUAUAAAGCCGUAUGUAUAAAGCCUCAUAAGUGUUAAGACUAGGUCUCAGCUCCUAAAUUAUUUAAGAGAGCUGGAGAGGUUUCCUAACCUAGUUAAGAGUAACAAGAGGGCAGCAGAGAGGUGGAGAUCAUGCCCUUUACAACAAAGAAUGUGUUGGAAUUAUUUUCAUUCAAAUGUAUUUCUUAGCACUUUUGACUAAUUUGUUGUUGUAUUGUUGCAAAACAAAACAUUUACAGUAAAUACAUGUUAGUAUAUAGACAGUAGAUAAACAUUAUUUAUGACAGGUAAAUAAAAUACCAUAAAAUGUAAAUAGAAUUUACAAUAAAAAAUGUGAAGUAUCUACAA